This is a messenger RNA of Opisthorchis viverrini, 1836 nucleotides long. RefSeq lists its product as hypothetical. Gene Ontology annotation, molecular function: aspartic-type endopeptidase activity. Gene Ontology annotation, biological process: proteolysis. The transcript is spliced from 10 exons. NCBI's taxonomy places the organism in Eukaryota, Metazoa, Platyhelminthes, Trematoda, Opisthorchiida, Opisthorchiidae. The coding region runs from base 1 to 1836 and encodes 611 amino acids. The record is from RefSeq and is a predicted model, not a curated record.
AUGGUGCUUGACACCGGUUCACCAUCGAUUUGGGUACCUUCGGAUAAUGUGGAUAGAAAUCUGUGGGUUGGGAAAAACCUAUUGAGUAUGGAUCGGACAACUUCUCUGCAGGUCAGCGAGGAAGCAUUCCAUCAGCGAUUCUCAUCAUGUGAGGUGAUUGGCGUCAAAGCAACAGUCCAUAUGAAACUCGGAGAUACGCUUAUCAGAAACGUACCCUUUGGUCUGGUGAAAGAAGGAUCAACGAGCAUAGCUCGUGAAAGGUUUGACGGAACUUUGGGUUUGGGGCGUAGGCGUCCGCUUCCGGAGAACACAGACCCUAUUUUUCAAUUUGUUCAUCGACAAGGAUUGAUGGGUGCGCAAUUUGGCUUCGACUUCCAAGACAGCGGUGCCUCAUUCAUGAUGGGGGACCAUGUGGAACAAGCCAUCUCCACUGCUGAUAUGACCUUCGUGAAUGUCAUUGAAGGACCUUUUUGGGAAACGCGGGCAACCUGCAUAUCUAUUUCCGUCUUGAGACUUAACACCGAGGAACACAGAAUGAUCUUCGACACAGGGACCCACACAAUCGUUCUGCCGGAGACUAUUCACAUGGCCAUCAACCAAGUACUUGGUAUUUCGACGCUGGUGGAUGGAUCGUAUGAAUUCGAUUGUGAAAUGCUGCCAUCCAUGCGCCCGAUUGCUUCCUUCAUUCAAGAAAAGCGUUUCAUGGAUGGAUCGUAUGAAUUCGAUUGUGAAAUGCUGCCAUCCAUGCGCCCGAUUGCUUUCCACAUUCAAGAAAAAGCGUUUCAUAUUACGCCGACACAAUACACAAAACAGACCAGAACUAAUGGAGGCACGAAAUGUUAUACCCGUUUUAUUACCAAGCCCGCCGGCUUCCAUGUGGGUAUAAUACUGGGAAUGCCAUUCCUACAUUCAUUUCAACUAAUAUUUGAUGACGAGGCGGGCAGAGUUGGUUUGGCCCCACGCCACGGAAAGUCCUCGAUUAAGAACUUCAUUCGCGUAGUUCGCGCCUGGUGGCUUUUGCAGACUCCAACGGUUAAGCAUACCGAAAACUUUGUGGAUCCAACGACUGCAGCUCACACACAAAACAUCGAAUCUGUUUGGCAUGUCUACAAGAUGCAGAAUAAACGCCAAUGCGGCGGAAAGCUACGUGUACUUUCGGAAGAAUCGGAUAAACUCAAGCGCGAUAAGCGGGCUGUAAUCAGAAUUCCAUUGCAUCCAUGGGGUGAGCUCGGAGGCAUGCUUAUCAGAAAUGUACCAUUUGGUCUGGUGAUGGAAGCAACAAGGAGCAUCUCUGAGGAACCCGUUGACGGCUAUAUCGGAUUAGGGCGUCCGCCAAUCUGUUCAGAAAAUACAAUCCCUCUUCCCAUAUUCGUUCGUGAACGAGGAUUGAUGAGUGGGCAAUUUGGCUUCGAAUUCCAAGAGAUAUCCAUUUCUAACACGGAAAUUAGCACUGAAGAUCACAGAGCGAUCUUCGAUACCGGGACUCACACAAUGAUACUGCCAGGGGAUAUUCACAUGGCAAUCAACCGAAAACUCGGUAUUUCGAGGCUGGUAGACGGGGCAUAUGUAUUCGAGUGUGCGAGGCUGCCAUCCAUGCGACCGAUUGCUUUCCACAUUCAAGGAAAAAAGUUUCAUAUUACGCGGACACAAUACACGAAACAGACUACCGUGAACGGGGACGCAAUGUGUUCUACGCGUUUUCUGAACAACUCUGUCAAUACGCCUUUGGGUAUUAUACUGGGAAUGUCAUUUCUACGUUCAUUCCAACUGAUUUUCGAUCACCAAGCGAGUAGAGUUGGCUUUGCUCCACGCCAUGGAAGGUCCUCGAUUGAUUGA